CUGCAGCUACACGGCCGUUGGAAACUUUUGAUUUUUCUCAUACCGACUCAGCAAAGAAGGAGGAGAGAGAGAGGGUAAGCGCGCUCGAGAUGGCCCGUACGAAGCAAACUGCUCGCAAGUCAACCGGUGGAAAAGCGCCCCGGAAGCAACUUGCUACCAAAGCUGCCCGUAAGUCGGCACCGACCACUGGUGGUGUGAAGAAGCCUCACCGUUAUCGCCCUGGAACAGUUGCUCUUCGUGAGAUUAGGAAGUACCAGAAAAGUACUGAGCUUUUGAUCAGGAAACUCCCUUUCCAGAGGCUUGUUCGUGAAAUUGCUCAAGACUUCAAGACUGACCUCCGUUUCCAGAGCCAUGCGGUGCUUGCAUUGCAAGAAGCAGCUGAGGCUUACCUAGUUGGGCUUUUUGAGGACACUAACCUUUGUGCCAUCCAUGCCAAACGUGUCACAAUUAUGCCUAAGGAUAUCCAGCUGGCUAGAAGGAUUCGUGGGGAACGUGCUUGAAUUGUUCUGUAUCUUUCUGGGAAGGGAGGAUGGCUGCUGUUAAGAGUUUAUUAUUCAGUUUUAUUUCAUUUAGAAACAAAUUUUAGUUGUCUUCUUAGAUUAAUUAUGAUAGGCAAAUACUAUGGAACAGAUGUGCCGUUUAAAUGAUUGUGUUUUGGUUUUAGAAUUGGGUAAAUGUGUCAAGCUUGCAAUGUCUAGCUCUUAUUCUUGUGCGCGGCCACGCUAAUUUGUAUUUGGCUAACAUUUUGUUGCCAUUAAAUAUAAGUGUAGUUCGUCCUAAAGUUUUCGCCCAUGAUA
Messenger RNA from Neltuma alba, 797 nucleotides. RefSeq names its product histone H3.3. The record is from RefSeq and is a predicted model, not a curated record. Gene Ontology annotation, molecular function: structural constituent of chromatin; DNA binding; protein heterodimerization activity. Lineage: Eukaryota; Viridiplantae; Streptophyta; Magnoliopsida; Fabales; Fabaceae. The coding region runs from base 90 to 500 and encodes 136 amino acids. The transcript is spliced from 4 exons. Gene Ontology annotation, cellular component: nucleosome.